UCCCAGGGCCUGGUAAUGGGUCCCAGAUGCUGCCAAGCCGCUAAGCUGCUCCGGCUUGGGAACUUCCCCGGCCAUAGACUCCCAGCGCCUGCCUCCGCCCCCACUCCAGGGCGUGCUCCUCCGGGGCCUGCCCCGGCCUGGGCCUCUGGAUCCCGGCCAGCCGCUGCUGGGGCUGCCGGCGCUGAAGGGGGCGAUACGGGGGGCAGGGUGGUGGCCCAGGCCUAUGUGAACCAGAGAAAGUUGGACCAUGAGGUGAAGACGCUGCAGAUCCAAGCUGCCCAGUUCGCCAAGCAGACGGGCCAGUGGAUCAACAUGGUGGAGAACUUCAACCAGGCGCUCAAGGAGAUUGGCGACGUGGAGAACUGGGCGCGCAGCAUCGAGCUGGACAUGCGGACCAUCGCCACCGCCCUGGAGUACGUCUACAAGGGGCAGCUGCAGCCCUCCGGCUCCUGAGGCCCCGCCCGGCUGGAGCCCCCGCACCCCCCUGGCUGCCGGGCUCAGGACCCCCCCCCCUCGCUGGCCCCAGCUGCACCUCGCCUGGCACCCGCCCAGUGGGAACGGCCCAGCGGUUUGCCCCCUCGGCUGGGUGGAGGGAGCAAGGAAGAAACGAGCCGUCCUGCAUUGCCUGUGUCCCUGCCCGGGGGACGGGCACCGUCCUGCCAGCCAGCGGGGGUGUUGGGAACCCCGGCCGCAGGCACUUUGCUCUGGCCCUGGGGGCUGCUGGCCCGUCUGGUGCCCUGCCCCAGGGGGGAGCCGUUGGGUGUAGGCCCUGGUGCCACCUGAGCCUCUCACUGGCCUGCAGGUCGCAGAGGGCGUCUGGGUCGGGGAGGGGGGAGACGGGAUCUGCCCCCCAGCGCAGUGCUGCAGGGGGCACUGUGGGGGGCAGGGCAGGAGCACUGGCUCGGGUGGGGGGGGGCUUUGCUGGGGAAUGGAAUAAAAUGCAUCAGUUAAACCGGA
Molecule: messenger RNA, 957 nt
Organism: Chrysemys picta bellii (western painted turtle)
Lineage: Eukaryota; Metazoa; Chordata; Testudines; Emydidae
Source: RefSeq, a predicted model, not a curated record